UUGAAAAAAUGUGGUGCUUGUGCUUGUAUAGCCAGUACAGCAGGGGCCACUCGUCCUCUUCUAGUAGUCUAAACUCUUGACGCAUAACCCAGAUCCUUCUCAAAUUGAAAGCAAAAAAAAGCUUGAAUCUUUGACAAAAGAGAGCGCUUUCUUGAAGGACAAGACUGCGCGCAUCUAAGUUGGCUCUCUCUGUCUUGCUCGUGCAUGUAAUAAAGCCAUAGCCUUUGAUUCACUCUUCAGAGUAAAAGAGUAACUGAACCCCCGAAGGGUUUUGUUAGUUUGCCCUCCAUAUAUUCGCCAGGGGGCUUCAAAAUACAGCCAGACACGAAAGAAAAAGAGAAGGCUCGGCGGCUCUUCGUAAAGGAGAAAGGAACAAUGGGUGAAUCGGCUUGUCUCUUAAGAUCGUUUUCUCAUCCAUCUGAGGCUUCUCGUGAAGACAGAGAGGUCGACCCAAUUCGUCGUGCCCUCACAGAAUCCAUAUCAUUUGGGAGAUUCAUGUCAGAGUCCUUGGCUUGGGAGAAAUGGUCGACCUUCUCUCAGAAUCGUUACUUGGAAGAAGUUGAGAAAUUUUCGAAGCCUGGUUCUGUUGCUCAAAAGAAAGCUUAUUUUGAAGCUCAUUACAAGAAGAAAGCUGCAAUGAGAGAAGCAGCUUUGCUAGAGAAAGAAAAUACAGCUCCUGAUAGGAUUCCUGAAUCAGAGAUUGCUGAAACUUGUAGUCACUCUUCCGUUGUUGAUUACCUUGCAGCAGCAAAGAGUCAUUUGGAUGUUAAAGAACAAGAAGAGAGUGAGGUCUUCAAUAACGAGAUGCAUCAUUCUGCUGAUCUAAAUGCUUGCAGUUCUUCUAUUGAAGGUGAUAAUAUAAGCACUGCUGCAGUGGAAAUUGUAGAAACUGUUGUGGAACAAAAUGUUGAUACCAGGAUUCCUGCGCCGAUUGAAAACUUAAAGCAGCCUGAAAUUGUUGGAAACCAUGGCCAGAAUGUGUCUGCUCUACAGGAACAGAUACCCAAAAAGGAAGCUUCUGACAGGGAGCGACCAGCUUCAUCGAGUAAGAAAAGACCAUCUAAUUCUUUGUUCAAAUCAUUAACAAUAGAUAGGGCCUACAAACUCCCAUCUUCUCCUGCCAAGGAAGCUUCUUCUGUACAACUCAGAGCUGGAAAUGAAGUUGGUUCGGACUAUAAGAAAUCAACUGAAGACUCAGCCAACAAGAAAUUAAUUGAAAAAAGAGUUGGUUCAAUUGGUAACCGGUCUGCACGAGACUUCAUCAGUAUAAAGAAGUCAACUCCAAAUGCCCUUCACAUGUCAACUAAUUUCACUUCUCGAGCUAGUGUGUCCAGUAAUUCUUCAGGCAAACUGUCCAAGGGCAAUUCGACCCUCCUACAUAAUCCUGCUAGGGCAUCUGUUAAUGGAGUAUUGAAGCAUCCUUCAGUGAUUGGUAAAUCAGAAGAUAGAUGGACUAAAACACCACUAAAUAAGUCGGUUAUGGGAGGAAUAAUGGCAGCUGGAAAAUCUUAUUCUCUCAUUUCCGAACAUCCAAAAUGUUCAAACGCAAGUGGGAUUAAGACACGAGCUCCUAUUGAAUUGUCUCCUUUUAGCUUCAAGAGUGAAGAAAGAGCUGCGAGACGGAAAGAGUUCUUUCAAAAGCUGGAAGAGAAAAACAAAGCUAAGGAGGUAGAGAAAGGGCAACCGCAAAUAAAAUCUAAGAUCCCAGUAACCAAACCUCAAUCACCAAAGCUUAGGAAGCCAAUGCCAACCAGAGUCCAGGACAUAACAAGCUCCCGACCCCCUCGAAGGCCUGCAGCCAAUGCUGAAAAUUCCAGACGUUUCAUUGGGAAUAGCAAGCAAAGUAUAUCUCAAUCAGUCGCUUCCUUACCAAAUAGGAGUGCACUUGAAAAUGCUUCUCCUAACAUCCAACACUGAGUUUAGAGUAAGAGGGUAGGUAAAUCAUACACACGAAGGCAUUGCCAGCCCGCUGAACGGUUGAUGACCAGCUGGUGAUUGCUGGAGCUACUAUUGUGAUUACACAAGAGUCCACAACAAAAGUUUUUUUCUAGUGUUGGCACUGAACUACACGUAAAGGAGUCUUUGUAGGGUAUUCAUAAAUUGUAACAGAGGGCUGUUUCCAGUACCAAGUAAGAAGUAGAGAUUCAUGAUUAUUGUCUCUCUUGUGAAGGCUUAUACUAUGGACAUGAAUCUGAGUUUUGAUACAGAUAAAGCAAUAAAUGGAUUACUUUUUAUAGGA
This is a messenger RNA of Tripterygium wilfordii, 2239 nucleotides long. RefSeq names its product protein WVD2-like 7. NCBI's taxonomy places the organism in Eukaryota, Viridiplantae, Streptophyta, Magnoliopsida, Celastrales, Celastraceae. The record is from RefSeq and is a predicted model, not a curated record. The transcript has 8 exons. Bases 376 to 1917 code for a protein of 513 amino acids.